CAAUACAUUGUAACCAUUCUUGAAAUAAAUGUAUUAGGUUAUGUUUGUAGCAUGUAGUAAAAGAACAGUAAACAAUGUAAUAUUUAUGGAUUACUUAAAAUGGUAUUCAAAGACAUUCGGAGGUGUUGGCUAAUGAUCAUCUACAGAUGGGAGUGUCCUCCUCAUUACUGCAUAAAAGCACACUUACAUCUCUACCUGGCGUUAGUCUUGAAAAUUCAGUUACCUCACCACAUCAGUUCACUAGUGCCGUUUAUUUCAUUCCCCAAAAUGAGUUGCUCCAAAUGCUCAACUCCGACUGACUGCCAGUUCAAUGUGCAGGGAAAGGUGUUCAACGAUCCCAUACAUGGGAUUGUGCCAAUGCACCCUUUGCUGGUCUGCAUCGUUGACACACCCCAGUUCCAGAGACUUCGCUACAUCAAGCAACUUGGAGGGGUCUGCUACGUCUAUCCUGGGGCGUCCCACACCCGCUUUGAACACUCCAUAGGAGUGAGUCACCUGGCUGGUAGACUGGUCAAGGAGCUGAAAGAGCAUCAGCCAGAACUUGAAAUCACUUGCAGAGACUUCCUCUGUGUGCAGAUCGCUGGCCUCUGCCUCAACCUGGGACAUGGCCCUUUCUCCCAUUUGUUUGAUAAGAUGUUUAUCCCCAAAGUCAUUGUUGGAAGUACAUGGAAGCUCGAGGAUGCAUCCGUGGCCAUGUUUGACCACCUUGUCGACCAAAAUGAAUUGAGGAAUGUGAUGGAGCAGCAUGGUCUGGUCCUGCCUGAAGACCUGGACUUCAUCAGGGAACAAAUUGCUGGACCGAUUGACAAAACCCCUGGGACAGCAUGGACUUACAAAGGCAGAACAGAGGAGAAGUCCUUCCUGUACGAAAUCAUAGCCAACCAGAGAAACGGUUUUGAUGUUAAUAAAUGGGACUACUUUGCCAGGGACUCCUACUACCUAGGUCUUCAGACUAACUUUGACCAUGACCGCUUUAUCAAAUUUGCCCGAGCCUGUAAGAUGGACAAGAACUAUCAGAUCUGUACCAGAGACAAGGAAGUGUUCAACCUGUAUGAAAUGAUCAACACCAGAUUCAGCCUCUACAGACGAGCCUAUCAGCACAGAGUGGUCAAUCUCAUUGAGCUCAUGAUUGCAGACGCCCUUGUCAAAGCAAAUGAACACAUCAACAUUGAAGGCUCUGGGGGGCAAAUGUUCAAAAUGUCAGAGGCCAUAUAUGACAUGGAGGCCUACUCUAAACUCACAGACCAUGUGUUUGAGCAGAUCCUCUACUCCUCCUCUCCUGAGCUGGCUGAGGCAAGAGAGAUUCUAAAGAGAAUCACCCGCCGACGUCUCUACAAGUGUGUUGCCGACAUUCAGACGAAGGACUUGCACACACCGGUCGAGGUCGAGGACUGGGCACGUGACGUGGCAAGACGCAUGAACCUGGAUGCAAAUGACUUUGUACUCAGCGUCAUCACAAUGGGCUAUAAGAAGAGGUAUGACCCCAUUAAAAAUGUCUGCUUCUACAAGAAGGACAAACCAACAGAAGUUGUCCCAAUCACCAGAGAACAGGUGUUAUACCUCAGAGAGAAGAACUUUUCCCAGCAUCAGAUCAGGAUCUACUAUAAGAAGGAGAUUGAUAAAAAGACUAUGGUUGUCAUUGAGGAUGACUUGCGCAGAAACUUCCACGAACCAGACAUACCCCUAGGUGGAACCCCAUAAUGAGUGAGGGCCAGAACAGAAGAUCAGGAGAACCAAGGAAUAAAGAAAGUCUGAGCGUUUUCUCCAGAGAGCUCUCUUCUCAAAUGAUGAAGCACAGUGAUAUUUAGUAUGUGUCUCUAUGUGCAUUGUGUUGUGUAACGGAUGUGUAACUUGUCUUAUUGUUAAACUGCUAUGCUUCUUGGAACUGCACCCAAGACUUUCACCCACUGGUGCACUUGUGUACAUGGUUGGGUGACAAAACGGAUUGGAUUUGUUUUAAUAGAGAUGAUGACAAAAUUAUUAAGAUGCAAAAAAAAAAAAUCACUGAGUCAGCCCUGUUCAAACAUUUUAUUCACUUUCUGCCUUUUCUCCAAUCACUCUGAGUUGUCAUCUCUAAUAUAGUUAAGAUGAUUUUUAUGUAAGGAAAACCUCAAUAUUUAAGAAUGGUUUAUUGUUAGAUUCAAAUUAAUUGGAAUGCAAACAUCAAAAAUGUUUCUUUAUUUGGGUGUUUUUUGGGUGUUGAAGACAUGUUGAUUCUGUAUGGGAUUUGAAACCAAGUUAACAUAAUCGUAGCCUACAUAUUUAACAUUGACUAUUCAAAUAUUUUAAUGGAUGUGGUAGUGGGCUGAGCCUUUCAAUAUGUUAUUCCAAUGACUGUUUACCCUGCGUGUCAUUUUAGUGUUUAGUUUAAGUUUGUCUCCUUCUACAGGACGAGAUAGUGGCCAAGAGGCCCAAGUGUGGCUUCCUGAGUGCUAAAAGCUUUUCUUCAGAUUAGUUCUUGGGAUCCUGAUUAAUUUCCACAUUUGUUCAUGUUUUCUGUACCUGUCUAUUAAUCUGGAACACAACUGAAUAAAAUAUUA
Molecule: messenger RNA, 2540 nt
Organism: Hypomesus transpacificus
Lineage: Eukaryota; Metazoa; Chordata; Actinopteri; Osmeriformes; Osmeridae
Product: deoxynucleoside triphosphate triphosphohydrolase SAMHD1-like
Exons: 14
Coding region: 100-1701 (533 amino acids)
Biological process (GO): dGTP catabolic process; defense response to virus; regulation of innate immune response
Cellular component (GO): nucleus
Molecular function (GO): dGTPase activity
Source: RefSeq, a predicted model, not a curated record